AUGGUCAUCCUUCGGCAGGGCGACCAUGUCUUCCUGGACGUGGAGAAUCCCGGGGAGUUUGCGGUCCCCAUCGGAGCCGUCGUCAAACUCUCCGACUCCGGCAAAGUUCUGCUGCUGGAUGACGAAGGCACCGGCUGUUGUGUGCUUGCUGAUGAGCUAUGUGUUGUGGAAGCCGGGCAGUAUGCCGAUCGGCUGUUUGCACGAGACCAGUCGCACCCGCGCCAUUUCGGCACCAAAGCCGGCGUCACCCUUGAGCACUGGGUGACUCCGGCCAACGAGGGCCUCAUCCGGCUGAUGCACCCGACGUCGGUGACGGGCGUGGAGGACAUGAUCCGCCUGGGGGACCUGCACGAGGCGGGAAUCCUCCGCAACCUGUUCACGCGAUACCAGGAGGACCUCAUAUACACGUACACGGGCUCCAUCCUGGUCGCCGUGAACCCCUACAAGACGCUGAACGUCUACUCGCCCGAGGCGAUCCAGCAGUAUCGUGGGCGCAAGGUGGGCGAGCUGCCGCCCCACAUCUUCGCCCUCGCCGACAACGCCCACUUCAACAUGCGGCGUAACGAGCGUAACCAGUGCUGCAUUAUCAGCGGGGAGUCCGGCGCUGGCAAGACGGAGAGCACCAAGCUCAUCCUGCAGUUCCUGGCGGCCGUGAGCGGUCAGCACUCCUGGGUGGAGCAGCAGAUCCUGGAGGCGAACCCAAUCCUCGAAGCCUUCGGCAACGCCAAGACGAUCCGGAACGACAACUCGAGCCGCUUCGGGAAGUACGUGGAAAUUCACUUCAACGAGAAGAGCGUCAUCGAGGGAGCACGCAUCGAGCAGUACCUCCUGGAGAAGACGCGCGUGUGUGGACAGGCCGAGCAGGAGCGCAACUACCACGUCUUCUACUGCCUACUGCUCGGCUCGAGCGACGAGCAAAAGAAGAGACUGGGACUCGGAAAGCCGGCGGACUACGCCUUCCUCACCACGCACAAGGAGCUCCCCUUCCCGUGGGUGGGCGUCGAGGAGCAGGAGCCGCACACCCUGGCGCUGUCCACCAGGAGGCGGCAACGUGCCAACACCGUCGCCGCGGUGUUCCCACGCUCGCCGCCGCAGGGCAACUGCACGCGCUGCGACGGACGCGACGACCUCAAGGACUUCGCGAGUAUCCGCUCCGCGAUGAAGGUGCUCGCCUUCUCCGAGACUGAGUACCUGGGCAUCUCCAAGAUGCUGGCGAGCAUCCUGCACCUGGGGAACCUCAAGCUUCAAGGCACUGUGAGCAGCAACAUUGAGUGCUGCGAAAUUCUCGCCAACGACCACCUGACCUGGGCCUCCAAGCUUCUCGAGGUGGAUGAGGCCGAGGUUCAAGAGUGCCUCACCAAGAAGGUGAUGCUGAUGCGUGGGGAGACGGUGACGACGCUGCUCAGCAUGGCACAGACUCAGGAGGUCCGGAACGCCUUCGUGAAGGCGAUCUACGGCAGGAUGUUCGUGUGGAUCGUGGACAAGAUGAACUCCAUCGUGUACAAGCCGCCCUCUCGCGGCAGCGAGCAGCAGAAAGAGCGGCGCUCCAUCGGCCUCCUCGACAUCUUCGGCUUCGAGAACUUCCAGACGAACAGCUUCGAGCAGUUCUGCAUCAACCUGGCCAACGAGGCGCUGCAGCAGUUCUUCGUGGGCCACAUCUUCAAGCUGGAGCAGGAGGAGUACGAGCGAGAGUCCAUCUCGUGGAAGAACAUCACCUUCACGGACAACCAGGAGGCCCUCGACAUGAUCUCCAGCCGCCCGCUCAACCUCAUCGCGCUCAUCGACGAGGAGAGCAAAUUCCCGCAGGGCACGGACGCCACAAUGCUCGCGAAGUUGACGGCUCAACACAAGAAGAACGCCCACUUCAUCCCCCCCCGGAGCAACCACAGCACGCGCUUCGGGAUCUCGCACUUCGCCGGGGACGUCUUCUACGAGAGCACGGGGUUCCUGGAGAAGAACCGCGACUCCCUGAUCCCCGACAUCCUCGCUCUGGUGCAGUCCUCGAAGAACUCCUUCCUCACGCGCAUCUUCGCCGGCGACCUCAACACCGUGGUGCACGGCACCCUGACGCACCGGCGCCCCACCACGCUCAGCGGGCAGUUCCGCAAGUCCCUGGAGGAGCUAAUGAAGGCGCUGGGCUUGUGCCAGCCGUGGUUCAUCCGCUGCAUCAAACCCAACGACGCCAAGAAGCCCCAGCUCUUCGACCGGGAGUUGUUCGUGCGCCAGCUGCGCUACUCGGGGAUGAUGGAGACGAUCCGCAUCCGGAGGUCGGGAUACCCCAUCCGGUACACCUUUGCCGAGUUUGUGGAGCGCUAUCGCUUCACGCUGCCCGGCUUCCAGCCCAAAGAGGCCCAGGCGAACCCAAUGGGAACGUGCAGGAAGAUUCUCGGGGCCACGCUGGGGAAGGACGAGGACUUCCAGAUCGGAAAACACAAGGUCUUCCUCAAGGACAAUCACGACAUGGUGCUAGAGCUGUCUCGGGAUAAGAGCAUCAAUGACAAGGUCACCAAGAUCCAGGGCGUGAUGCGCGUCUACGUCGCACGGAAACGCUUCCUGAAGAUGAGGGCGGCGGCCGUCAUGAUCCAGAAGCACUGGCGCGGUUACUCGGAGCGCCGAUUCUACCUCACGGGAAGAGCAUGGUGGCCUGUCAACGGCCUGCUCCACUUACUCUUCCUGACACCCGACCGGGGAAUUGAACCCCGUGAGUUCCUCCGUGCGCUCCAACCGAGCCCCGUUGCGCCGCGUCUCCCUCCUCCCGCUCAGAUCAAGCUGGGCCUGGCCCGGCUGCAAGCGGUGAUGCAGAGCCGCAAGCUGGUGCUGCAGUUCUCCCGCACGCGCCGCGCCGCCAUCGUCAUCCAGGCUCACGCGCGCGGCGUCAUCGCGCGCCGGCGCUACCGGCUCCGUAAAACCCAGGGUCUGCCCAUGGUCCAGGAGGAUGUCAAGGAGGACAUGGACCUGGACAGGAACGAAGACAAAAUGCUGGACGAGAUCUUCGGCUUCUUGGGACUCACCGCCAUGGAGGAUAUGGACCACGCCGGCAUGGACAUGACGACGGACCUGGAUGAGGACCUGGGGCCGCGUGGCGACGACGACGUCGACGUCGAGGAGGAGGAGGAGGAGGAGAAGCGACGCCGCGGCGAGCUGCGGGACUACACCUUCGCCAAGUUCGCCGCCGUCAACUUCCAGGGCAGCUCCACGCACACGCACGAGAGGCGCCUGCUGCGGGCGCCGCUGCUCCACCACCAGGACGAGACGGACAGGCGGGCCAGCCUGGCCGUGUGGAGGAUGGUGCUGCGCUUCAUGGGAGAUCUCCCCGAGCCGCAUGCCACGGGGGGUCAGGGGGCGCGUGACCCCAACCGUGACCCCAACCGCGUGUCCAUCAUCCGCGUCAUCUACGAGAGCCUGCAGAACCCGCGCGGAGCGAAGGGCACCGAGUGGCUGGAGGAGGCACCGCUCAACAACCUCCAGAAGGUCCACUUCAUCAUCGGCUAUGCCAUCCUGCGGCCUGCGAUCCGGUACCGCAAGGCUAUACGGGGUGAAUCUUUGUCUUUUGCAUGCGCCAGGGAUGAGAUCUACUGCCAGAUCUGCAAGCAGAUCGGCGACAAUCUGAUCCGCAGCAGCUACGCCCGCGGCUGGAUUCUGCUCUCCCUCUGCCUGGGGUGCUUCCCUCCCUCCGACAACUUCAGCAAGUACCUGAGGAGCUUCCUGAGCGAGGGUCCGCCAGGGUAUGCGCCGUACUGCGACGCGCGCCUCAAGAGGACUCUGGCCAACGGGUGCCGAACCCAGCCCCCCAGCUGGCUCGAGAUGCAGGCCACCAAGUCCCGCCGCACGUCGCCGCUUCCCGUGGGGCUGAUGGACGGCCGCACGGUGCCGCUGAGCGCCGACUCGGCGUGCACGGCGCGCGAGCUCGUGUCGGCUCUCGCCAGCAAGAUCGGCCUGCGGGACCAGUUCGGCUUCUCCCUCUUCAUCUCCUUCCAGAACAAGGUGUCGUCGCUGGGCGGGGGUCGGGAGCACGUGCUGGACGCGGUGUCGCAGUGCGAGCAGCUGAGCCGCGAGCAGGGGGGCGGCGCCGAGCAGGCCGCCCCCUGGCGCCUCAUCUUCCGCAAGGAGCUCUUCGCCCCGUGGCACGACGCCGGCGCCGACGCCGUCGCCACCGACCUCGUCUACCGCCAGGUGGUGCGGGGCCUGCGCUUCGGCGAGUACCGCGCCGACACGGACUCCGAGCUGGUGGAGCUGGUGGCGUGGCGCUGCCUCGUGCAGCACGGCGCCAGCCCCUCUGCGGCGGACGUUGCUCAGGCGGUGGCCGAGACGGUGCCCGAGCGUGCGCUCACCGCCGCCAAACACCGCUCCGUGUGGGCUGCCGAGGUGGAGGGGGCGCUGAGACAGUCUGACUACGCGAAGCAAGGCCUGAGCGCUCUGGCGGUGCAGGAGAAGAUGGUCGACUUUGCGCGCAAAAAGUGGCCCGUCCUCUUCUCCCGCUUCUUCGAGGCCUACAAGGUGUCGGCGGGAAAGGGCGAUGCGACCACGAGCGCCGUGCGGUUGCGAGCUCCGUGCGGACGCGUGCGUGUGUGCUCCCGGUGGCCUGUGGCGGCAGGUCCGAGCGUGCUCAAGAGCGAGCUGAUCGCCGCCGUGAGCUCCGUGGGGCUGCACCUGCUGGACGGGGACGAGCACGUCCUCAUGCUGCUCACCUUCCCCGAGAUCGUCGCCAUCACCACCGCCAGCCGGCGCAAGCUGGCGGGACCCGCCGUGACGCUGUCGACGCUGCGGGGGGACGAGAUGGUGCUGGCCACGCCGGCGGCCGACGAGCUCAACGACCUCCUCGUCUUGCUCCUGCAGGGCCUCAAGAGCCGCUCGCGACACCUCGUGGCGAUGCAGGAGAGCCGCGUCAUCGACGGGGGCGCGGGCGUGCUCGCGUGCCACAGGGGCGACCUCAUCGUGCUGGAGGGCGACAAGACAGCGGGCGAGGCGCUGCCCCAGGCGAGCUGGACGCAGGGCCGCAACGACCGCACGGGGCUCAAGGGCGAGUUCCUGUCGGACAGCGUCUACGUGCUGCCCGUGCUCGAGAAACCCAGCAAGGCCAUCCUGAGCCUUUUUGCAGCAAACCCCGAGGGUCAGCGUCGAGGCUCGACAGUAUCCCAGCAGCCGGAGGAUCGCAACGCCCUCUACACCCUUGAGCAGUUCGCGCAGGACCACUUCAGGCCGCUGCCGCAGGGCGCCGUGAAGCAGGUGGUGGAGGCGCGUGGCCGCCGCAAGGACCACCUCUGGGCCUGCUCCCGGGAGCCCCUCCUGCAGCCGCUGCUGCUCAGCGUCAUCGGAGAUCACGUGGCCAAGGACGCGUGCAACGCCUUCAUCGAUAUCCCUCGGCCCCGCGGAGACUCGGCCCCCCCCCUACGCUACAUGGGGGACUUCCCGAUGCGGCAGGCGACCUCCGACCCGGGCACCGACCUCACCGACCAGGUGUUCAGGCCGGCGCUGAAGAACGCCUGCCUGCAGGACGAGCUCUACUGCCAGAUCCUCAAGCAGCUCACCGACAACAGACAGGGGUAUAGCGAGGAGAAGGGCUGGGAGCUGCUGUGGUUGUGCCUCGGUCUCUUCCCGCCGGGAGCGGCGCUGGCUCCGCACGUCCAGGAAUUCCUCCAGUCGCGGCAGCGCACGGCCCACGUCGCCCGUCUCAACCGCAGCCUGCAGAACAGCGGGUCGCCUGCACACACACACACACACCUGCACACACAUGCCCCGGUGUGCUGUGGAAGUGGUCAUCGGGGCACAAGGGAAUGCCGACUCAGAUUCUCACCCACCGGGGCUCGUGUUCACUUGUGUUCAUGCUCGUGUUCACCUGUGUGGGAGCUCGUGUUCACCGGUUUGUGUUCACCUGUGUGCGGGCUCAUGCUCACCUGUGUGAGGGCUCGUGUUCACCUGUGUGGGAACUCAUGCUCACCUGUGUUCACAUGUUCACCUGUGUGGGAGCUCGUGUUCACCGGUAUGUGUUCACCUGUGUGCGGGCUCGUGUUCACCUGUGUGUGUUCACCUGUGUUCACCUGUGUGGGGGGCAGGUUUCCCGUGCGCAGGUACCCGCCGCACCUGCGCGAGGUGAAGGCAGCACAGCACAAGUCGCGCAAGCUGCACCAUCCCGUCUCCUUCCCCGACCAGUCGGAACAGGCGUUCGAGGUGGACGCGGGCACGCGAGUGCGCGCGCUCUGCCAGGCCAUCACCAAGAAGCUGCAGCUCAAGUCCCAGGAGGGGUUCAGCCUCUUCAUCAAGAUCAUGGACAAGGUGGUGAGCAUGCCAGACGGAGACUACUUCUUUGACUUCGCCAGGCAAAUGGAGGAGUGGAGCAACAGCGGGAGGGUGGCACGGGAAGGCCAGGCAGCCGCCCCCAUGCCGGAGUAUCAGGUGCACUUCCUGCGCAAGCUUUGGGUCAACGUGAUCCCGGGGAAGGACCCAACCGCGGACAACAUGUUCCACUACCCGCAGGAGCUGCCCAAGUUCCUGCGCGGCUUCCACAAGGUGUCGCGCGAAGACGCAGUGCAGUUGGCGGCGCUGGUGUUCCGUGCCCGCCACGGCGAUGACCGCGCGCCCAUCUCCGGCGUCGGGCGCGGCCUCAAAGAGCUGCUGCCCCACGACCUCCUGCCCGACGCCUCCGCCGACGCGUGGAAGAAGUUGAUCGUCGCAGCCAUCGGCAAGAACGCCGGCAAGACGCACGAUGAAGCCAAGCUGGCGUUCCUCAAGAUCAUCAGCAGGUGGCCUACGUUCGGAACGACCUUCUUUGACGUCAAGCAAAUCUCCGAGCCCACCUACCCCGACAUCCUGCGGAUCGCCAUCAACAAGCACGGGCUGAGCCUCAUCAACCCCAAGACCAAGGACGUGCUAGCUCAGCACAGCUUCACCAAGAUCUUCAACUGGAGCAGCGGGAGCACCUACUUCCACAUCACCAUCGGCAGCGCCGUGAGCGGUACCAAGCUGCUGUGUGAGACGUUCCUGGGCUACAAGGUGGACGACCUCCUGACCUCGUACAUCAACCUCCUCAUGAGCAAGCAGCAAGGGGAUACGAGGUCGGCCGGGAAUUACCGAUAACCGCCGGGGGCACGGCCGCGCGACGUGGAGCGGCGUCGACGGA
Messenger RNA from Petromyzon marinus (sea lamprey), 7117 nucleotides. The record is from RefSeq and is a predicted model, not a curated record. Lineage: Eukaryota; Metazoa; Chordata; Hyperoartia; Petromyzontiformes; Petromyzontidae.